Molecule: messenger RNA, 9474 nt
Organism: Orbicella faveolata
Lineage: Eukaryota; Metazoa; Cnidaria; Anthozoa; Scleractinia; Merulinidae
Product: RYamide receptor-like
Biological process (GO): G protein-coupled receptor signaling pathway
Cellular component (GO): plasma membrane
Molecular function (GO): G protein-coupled receptor activity
Source: RefSeq, a predicted model, not a curated record
UCCGGUACUGUUCACGUAUAUACUCUGAAAUUAUAAUUAUAUUUCCAAUUUUUUUCCAACAGGAGAUAAGAAUAAAAUAUUUUGCUAUCGUGGCGAGCCUUGAAUGGUUCAUUUGAGUUCAUUUCAAGAUGAAAGUUGCAAGUUUUGCUUUGUAUUUUUCAAUUAUAGUUGAUAGCUGCGACGUUUAUCCGGUUCCUACCUACUGGUAUCUGAGAGUUUAUCUGCCGUUCAUGAAAAAUCUACAAAAUUUCUCAGCUCAGACCACAUCCAAUCGAUGUAGCUGUCUAGGUUAUGACAAUCACAUUUCUUAAAACCUCUCCCCAGAUUGGCGCAAAUCGUCAAACGAUGACAUCAAAGUGACUCCAAUUACGUAUAAAAGCUUCUAUUCUAUUACCGAUUCUAUUUUCAGAUUGGAAAUGGACAGUUUGAGGGUACGGAAAUCAAUGUAAACACACUUAAAACCAAUUUCCUAUUUUAGAUAGACAGUUGCAAAAUUUUAUGUUGAAGGAUCUAGCCGCAUAUAAAAGAGCGUGAUACUUUCAACAGUCGGCCAUCUGUUUAGUUUGUAGGGCAGAACCUACUGACGUCUUUGAUGUCAACGUCUUCCAAUAUUGGUAAGAAGAAUGGUACGUUUUCUUUUUCUUUCUCUUAGUGGCUAAAACAAUGUUCCAGAGCCCCUUUAAAGGCAGAUCGCUGUGCUGUAUAUUUCCAUAUAAUUUCAAGACACUCCAAAACCUUUGGCAGUCGUAAACCAAACAUUUAAUGAAUUGACAUUGAAGUAACGAUGGUUCAAAAUUUCAAGGAUAAAAACAUUACAAUAUCGAUCUCACAGAAGUUUGACUUCCAGCUCUGAAAUUUUGCCAAAGUCUUAAUCUACAUGUAAGACAGUCUUCGUGUUAAAUAUUGCCUAUAUACUAUACGAGCCUUUUAUUACAAUGUUCUGGCAAUAUAUUCACAUGUAUUUCAACGAGUUCAGGUCUCUUCCUGAAAGCUGUCUGUGCCACAUAACACAUAGAUUAAAAAAAUACAUGCCAGCUCGGCAGAUCAGAGAUUUUUAUGGCCAAAAAUAAUAAAAAUCUCUUGACAUCAAGUUUUGGCUUUGCGUUUUUGUGGGAGAAAUUAUCAGUGAGUAAUCUCUACUCCAAAUUAAAAUUUUAAUUUACAGAUCGAGUAUACGAAAUGUAAUGUACAUGUAAGCUGUGGCCAAAUUUGUGUUUGCCAAAUUCCAUCUGUUCAUCAGGUUUACUUGCAACAAAGAUUGGCAAUGCAUCAGCAUCAGAGCUAAACAAUUUUCAGUGUUAAGAGUUCAUUUGAGCUCGAGGUGAAAAUCUUAUACACGGCAGCGAAGAAGUUAGCGAUAUAGGUAAUUUGGAAUAUCUGGACCGCCGAUAUCCUAGAACAGUUAAGCCAAUUACCCCUAUAUCUAAUAUAUUUUUUGCCCAGUGUAAUAUCCAAAAACCAUUAAGGCUAAUAUCUUAGUCUAGUCAUGGGGUACGCAUUAUACAACGACCUUAAACUCCUAUCACUUUUAGAAAAAAGAUCUUCGCCAAGUAGCUUCACCGACCUGUUUAUUUACGCUCCUUUCAAGAUGAGAUCAAUCUCUUGUUCCCCGUUAACCAAUGAACUGACCAUAAUCACAUUUCAUCUUUUUCCAUUGAUAAGUUCUAAGAGCGUUUACUAACAACAAAAUUGCCAUAAGGUCAUUAUCAGCAGCUUCAGUCUUCCCAAAAUAUAUAUUUUUUAUAGCAUUAUAAGCACAUUUCUACUAUGUGACAAAAACUUAAAUUUUACAUGAUUUAAAACUUGUAAAACGUUGAACGGACCUUGUCUGCAUUUUUCUGAUUAUCAUCAGAAAAAUCGCCCAUAGAUACUGAAUGUUGAUUCAACAAUUAAUUCUUCGUUGGCAAGACCAAUUCUGUCAAUCUCAAAACAUGCAUGAGCUAGCUUGUUCAACUUUCAUCUUAACACAGCCUAAAUUUCCUGAAUUUUCAUUAUUAUUCUCUUUCUCGUGAGGGAAGUUUAAAUAUUUAAAACUGUAGACACAUCUACAAACUGGAGUGCAUGUUAAUUAUUCACCACAUAAAAUUGGAAGUAUUAAUGCUUCGGUUUUUUUUUUCUGCCAAUCAAGUUCGCAAAAUCCCCACAUUCACUAAUUCUGUAACUUUCUGCGUUGCUGAACGUAACGUGACUCACAUGUUAAUUAUCCAAGAUAGAAAUUGCCGUCAUGUUUUGCGAGGAGCCAAAUCGCUCAAUGAAAUGAAAUAUCUUUAUGACGUCAACACGAAUGGCUUAUUUAUAUUUUUGACAUUGGCAUCGGAUAGGAUUCUGGGGUUGUUUUUGGCUUAUCAAUUUCACCUGCCCCUUUUUUUUCUCAAGUACACGGUCAGACAGUAUUUUAGCUUCCAAACGAGGUUUUUGGUCAUUAGGAGUUUUCUAAAGCGUCACAUUAGCAGCUAGCGGAAGGCAAAGAGAUAACUCUUUGCAUACGAAGUUCACCUUGCAAGUCGACGAACAGUACAAAUGUUGUAGAGCUCGCUUGGGUAAGAAAAAAUUGAAAAGAUUGAAAGUUCAAUGUAUUUUACAUCACUCAAUAUCAUUUAUGCUUUAGCAGAUUAGGCGCAAAAACAAAAUUGAGCGAUUGCACAUUUUCGACUAUUUCCACCAAUUUGAGAGCUGAUACAAUUCGGAGACCAAAUUUUUGCUCUCAUGGUUGAGCUUAGUAGGAAAUCUUUCUGUUGUUCAUUUUCAUUUGAUUACUUUUUGCAUGUGUAGAUAAGGCGGUGCAAUGCCUUGUCUCCUAGUUUUCGGUUGUUUCUCUUCAUAUAAAGAUAAGUAAACGAUUAAUUCCAGUUAUCUUCGAAAAAAGCAUGAAAGUUAUAACAUCUCGUAUGUUCGACGUUUGAGAGCUGAUACAAUUCGGACACCAAAUUUUUGCUCUCAUGGUUGAACUUACUAGGAAAUCUUUCUGUUGUUAUCAUUCUCAUUUGAUUACUUUUUGCAUGUGUAGUAUAAGUAAACGAUUAAUUCCAGUUAUCUUGGAAAAAAAAACAUGAAAGUUAUAACAUCUCGUAUGUUCGACAUGAUUCGUUAUUCCUAAUAAAAAUACGAAGUCUGAAUACAAUGUGCUAAAAAGCACACGUUCAGAUAUUUCCUCAACUGAUCAAACAGGAAUUCGAUCGGGCGACAAUUACGCUGCCAAAGUGCUGUAAACAAAGAGUCAGCCUUUCUAUUUAAACAGGAUAAACUGUUCGUGAUCUUGACUGGAUAAGAACGUUGUUUUUCCUUUUUAACCAUUUCUGAAUUAAGAUUGCAUCAUUUGUUGCCCCCUAGUUUCUGUAAUACUUGCAAUCAGUGUGAUAUAAGCUGUACUUGUGCUGCUUUUCUUAGAUUACGUUAUGAAGCUCGGCUCUUUAUUUAAUGCCUGUGUUUUUAAUAAUGUUUUAUUGACUACACCAACACCGAACUGCCAAGCUUCCUACAAAUAUGAUUGGUUCGUUCGCAGAUUAGUAAUAAUGAAAACCUUUCAGGAGUUGCCUAUCUAUGUUAAACCUGUUUGGGAGAUUUAUUCCAAAAAAACAUAGCAACUAUUGUAUUUUUUAGUUUUCUCAUUUUUAUUACUCAAUAUCAAGAUUUGUUUCAGUUUUUGGUAAAGCAAAACGAAAACAGGACUUUGAUAAUAGGGAUCGAUAAUUUUUCAGUCAUUGAAUAAGUCUGAAGGAUGUAAACAUUAAGGUUAACUAAUGAAAAAGUUCACAGCUUUAAACAAAAUGUUAAAGGGAUAAAUUUGUUUUAGGUGACAAGUGCAAGCGCUUUCACUGCCUUUUAAGCUAAACCAUUGUAGCAUGAUGUAAAUUAAUUUGCUUUGUACUUGCUUGGCAGUUAUCACCUUAAAUCACUUCCGAUUCUUUGAAAAACGUUUUCUAUGAAAUAAUUAAACGUCACUUACUAAAUAGAGCAAAAAAACUUGCUUGCUUGAUAAUUUUUGUAUUUCUUGCAGAAACGAAAUCUUAAACAGCAUCGCAUAAUUCAGUCUCAAAUGAGAAACUGUCUAAGUUUGGCAAACCUUCAACCAUUAAGCUUAUUUAUUAACAUCUCUACGACGUACUGUCAUUUCAUUUACGUACUUUUUAAUUGAUUUGUUACAGUCUAGAAUUUUAAACAUCUAGAUAUAAAGAUAACUGGUUGUUUUUCCCACGUCAUAGUUAUCUUAGACCUCAGCAAUAAAACUUUUCAAGAGGGCUAACUGCGCUGAGUUGUUUUGAGCAAUAAAUUUGAUUAUAAACUCGGGCUAAACGUUAGAACUAAAUUAAAUGAAAAAUGAUCAAUGUCUUAUAGUCGCCAUUUAUUGACUAAUUAUUACUGGUAUUAAAUAUGGCUACAGGACGCAACAUUCUCGUUUUGAAAGCGAGGCUCUUGACCUUCUAAAUACAUGUUAUAUUACACAUUGAUUUUCGACCCUUUGCAAAAAGUCAUUGUACGAAAUCAUUUCAAUAUGAAAAGAGAUCUCGAUAGGAAAUUAUCUGACUUAAGUGUCUUCUCUCAUAGAAACUGACAGCUUUCACAGUGAUAAAUUGAACAAUAGUAAACACGUAGUCUAUGGAAAAUUCAUACCACUUAGCCCCAGGUUAAAAAAAAUAAUUGAAAUCAAUUAUUUUAUGCUCGCCACGCGUACCGCACAAGUACCGCACAAAAAACGUGGCUCAGUGUUUCCAUCUCGCUCGACGCCAACAUUGAUAUCAUUAGGAGAACGCGAGCACAGUUUUCUGCCGAACAAGAGGUAAGCCGUUAUGAUGAAAGACGCUAUUGUUCAUUUUUAAAGCCGGUAAUUAAUCUCGCUGUACAAUCUCGUGUCAGCCAUUUCGUGCACAACAAACGCUUGGAUUAACUUGAAUGGAUAGAGACAUUUGCAAAAGUGAAUCUGCAUUUUUUCUAUAUAGCAAAACGGUUCAAUUUCGAGAAGCGAGAUCGACUUGAACCAACAAAAUCUCACUGAAAAUGACUUCGUCGUGGUAUUUCUUGCAACUUUUUCAAAUUCUACCUUCUGUUUCAAACAUGUGCUUAAAUUAAUCAGUAUGGCGGCUUCAAAGGAGCCAAAAAACAAGAUAAGGGUUUUGCAAAAUAGUGCCGUUUGGAAAUUGGCUUUUUUAAUUUAUUGCCAAUAAUUGUACAAAGAUUCCUUGUUUUCGAGUCUGCAUAUUAUUCAGCCAGGUUUUGGCUGCGACUAGUGUUUCGAAUUUAGAUAUAAGAUGGACUUCACGCGAUUGGGCCGACAUAGGCGUUUCCACUAACUCUUGAAAAGUCAAGACCUAUUCGGUAUCGUGUGAACACUCUAUUAUCGAAGCAACACAAAAACCCAGCUACUACAAAGUAUUUGCUUCUCUGUUAUGAAGAAACUGGAGAAAGUCUCGUAGGGUUUCGGCGUAUGAAAGAUUUAUGACCAAAGGUGUAUUUGACAUGGUUUUUGCGUUGGCACAAAAGAUAUCCGGUUUAGUGUAAACAUGGCUUGAGCUAAAGAGACUUGACUGAGACUUCAACAACUUUCAGCUUGUCAGCUGAACAAAGACAAAAGGAAAAUAAAUACUAGAAAAGGUGCUGCACUGAUACGAGUCUUGUCAUAGUGAGUCAGUGACGUCUCAAUAAGACAGUCAAGAACACCUUUUGAUCGACAUUUCAUAUUUUAUCGUUGCCCUUAUCUUUGUUUUGUUCCCAAUCCGGUGACUCUUGUUUUCUCGAUUGGAGAACUGAGCUCAUUCUGUUAAUUUUCAGAAAAACGAAGCUGACAAAACGUAUUGUCUAAGGAAGUAGUUCGGACAGACAAAAAGUCCAUAUCCAAUCCAUAAUUAUAAUCUGAGUCCAUAAAUCGGUUAAGCAAUGCCUUCAAGGUCUUACAUAACCCAACUUUACGCGUGACGUCGAUAUCAUAAGAAACUCUCGUUAAGAUACAUCGUCACUUACAAAAAUAACACAAAAAGUUUCGUUUCCUAGGCAACUUACAUUUUCAAAAGUGACGGUUAGAGUCUUUGAAGAACCAUUUACAUCGUUUAGGGGUCUGGAACCUAGUGUUCUGGAUUGACGAAAGCUAAGAGUAGCAGUUGUUUACACAGGAUUUCAGACGUUAAAUGAUUUAGCUGCCAUGAAUCCCUAAGUAACGUAACCGGAUUACAAUAUAUUUUUUGGAAAACUGUAGGAACAGUUUGGGUUGUUUAGCAUGUUUUUGUUUAUGUUCAAAACAUCGUUGUAAGUCAUGACAUCUUGAGUGAAACCUUGAGUGAAAUUUUGCAGCGAAAACUUUCUAAAAUCUUUAAGAGCGGCUUGCAAUAAUGAUGGCGAGGAGCAAAUUUGGAUGCGAUGGCAGAUGAGCGUGCGAAUGAGAUUGGUUUUGUACUUGUGAGAUGUGAAUGAAUCCCAUUUAUUCUAGAGGCCUAUGAACUAAUGUAUUUUCCGGUAAACGGAUGUCUCAAAAAGUGUUGUUAAGGCAGUGUUUGAGAAGUCUGAAAAGGGACUCUUACUGUUUUGUCAAAAUUAAAUAGUGAAUUUGAUGCUAUUGUCUCAAAUGUUUGUAUAACGUAGACGCGCAUUAGCAGUGUCUUUUCUGUCAAAUUAUGUUGAACGUCGCAUCAACACAUCUACACCAAAAUGAAGGAAAGAAUCUGCCGUUCAUUACCUAUCUCUCUUCAAAGUGGCACAUGACAAUGCUAAGCAAAACAAGCCUAAAGGUGAAACAGUGGCUACUCCAGGUCGUACUAAUGGCAAUCAAAUACAAAAUGGUUCUUGUUAGGGGCAAAUUCCCGAUAAUAAAUUCUGUAAAACUACGAAGUAAUUUUGGGGCAACAGGAAGAAAGUACAGCUUGUCGAGACAAAUAUGUAUUGUUUCAUCAAGUGGCACAUUUGCAAAUAGAGAAGUGACAUCCAAAGAGCACAUUAUUUCGUUGCCAUGUUUUGUACACGAUUUGGCCCAGUCUGCAAAACUAAAUGAAUCUUCAACCAUGUGCUGGUUGGUGGAAAUUGGCUGAAGUUUGUAAGUAAGGUUACAUCACAACCACCCGCCACGUUCAGUUUAUACUGAAAAAAAAGACAACAGAGGUGUGAAACAGAAACAAGUUGAAUUCAGGAACAACUCUAUAACGGGAAUAUUGACUGCAAAGAAACUCGCUGAUAGAAGUCCAACAGCAUGGCUUUUAACAAUUCAUCUACCACAAAAACCGACCACUUAACUUACACUCCUUCGGAAAAGAUCGCCAUAGUGUCAGCGAACAUGCUGCUAUUUUGCCUUGCAAUCCCAGCGAAUGGAAUUGUCAUAACAGUCAUAUCACGUGUACAGAACGUGCGGACGCCUACAAGUACAUUUCUUCUGAACUUGUGCAUCGCGGACAUUUUAAUAGCCUCCUUGUACAUCCCGUUUGUCACGGUGGAUCUGUACGUCAUUGAUUAUUGGGUGUUUGGAGACUUCAUGUGUCGACUGGUCUCUUUCCUGUUUUACCUGGCAACGAACUUCUCUAUUCUGAUCCUGACAGCUAUCUCUGUUGAGCGAUACAUUUCCGUCUGUCUCCCGAGGCAGAAGCGUUUGACAGCCAUGAUAGCUACUGUAACUACAAUUGCCUUAUGGUUUGUUGCUGCAAUCGCUGCCCUGCCAAUGUUAAUUGUCAGAAAAUCUGUUCCCAAUCGUUUGUUUGGCGAAAACGUCGAGUUUUGCGUGGAAACCUGGUCAUUUAAGUACGCAAAAGUCUACAGAACGCUUAUUCUGACUGUAUUCUACGUAAUGCCACUUGUUGUCAUGGCCUUGGUCUAUUACAAUAUCGGCAGGAAAGUGUGGGCAAGCGCCGAUAAAACGCGAUCAAUGAAGCUCUCGACAAAGCAUGCCUCCAACUCUAAACUCCGCCUCACAAAGAUAGCACUGGCGAUUAUAUUCAGCUUUACGGUGUCCUGGACUCCGUGGAAUAUAAUGACUAUAUUGUUUUACUUCGACCGGAAAAAUUAUCCAUACUCGGAACACGCAGCCCAUGUGGUAUCUCCCAUGAUAUACUUCGUUGCUUUCUCCAACUGCGCCCUCAAUCCACUUCUGUAUUGCUACAUGAGUCAAAACUUCAGGAAAGCGCUGCAGAUUUUUCGGAAACGACAUUCGCGUCGUGACCUUGGAGAUUCGAUAACUGCCUCUUCAAGAUCUUCUAGAUCAAGCUUUAGACGUUUUAGCAGACGAAGCAAAAGAAACGCAGAACAAGCUGCCGACGAGCUGAACGACGCGCCGCCUGAGGAGAAGGGAACUCUUCGGACCAACUCGGAGAAUCACGAUUGUUCCCGAACAAGCCAGCCCUCCGCGAACCACACCAGGGAAUCAAUUCUGAUGAUGUCGGCGUUGUAGAGAAAUCUCUUUCAGAUGCUGUACUGUAUUAGCUAAAGUAACCCGUUUAGACGAACCGUAGGGUUUCUAAGAAUGUAUUAAACUUUUUAGAAGACCUUUUCGAUGAAACUUUCCAGCAUUCCAACAAACAAAGGCGCCGAAGUCAGGGUAGACAAAAUUCAAAAAAAGGAUAAAACUGUCCAGCUAAUCUUGCUCUGGUGCUCUUGUUCGUGUGCGCUGAAGUGAAAUGAGGAGGGAUCUGCUACCUUUUGCAGGCGGAAAUAAACACGUAUGAAUUUGGAUCGAAACAAUGAAGGUCAACAUCUGUCAAAUACAGUUGACUCUUAAGUUUUGUUUGUACUUUACAGUUACGUUUCUUGUCUGUAUUAUAGUUUAUUUCAUUCUUCCUCAUCGUCACGUUAAGCUAGAUUAGUGACCAUCUCUUGAGGUCCAUAAGUUCUGGACUUAAGCUUAAUGGUUUCAGGCACUAAAUCUAUGAGACAACAAGUUGUAAGUGAGCUUGAAAUUUUAGAUCAUAGAUUCCAACUCUUAACUCGGGGGGAGGGACUAGUUGAUACAUUCGGCAAUGAGAGCGAUUCACUAUAGCUAACCUCAGGCUAACCUGAUACAUACCGGCAGGACAGGUGUGAAAACUGUUCUUUCCAGGCAUUUUCCAGAGAAGAUCUCAAAGUGUUGGUUUAAAGGUGGUCAUUUACAUUGAGUGCCCUCGUGACUUCGAACUUGUGAAAGCCGCUGCAGGAGAGAUAAUAGAAUUUGUUAAGGAUAACUAAGAAAGUCCAAAAUCCCAUAGAAGUGGUUUUAGAAUCUCUCUGAGUUAGAUAGUUCAGGGCUGUCGUUACGUUUUUAGUCAACGGUUGUUCUCCAAACCCGUAGCCGUUACUUUGUGUCUGAAUUCUAUCAACAACAGGCAAUUUCAUACACCCGUUGCAUCAAGGGAAAAUCCAGCAUACUCUGCCGUAACAGGUGUUACGGGUUACAGCCCUGGAUACAACUCCAAAUUGACCAGUAAUUUAAACAGUUCCGUGCAUUAACAGGUGUUAUAAUAUUGAUAGGACCCUGCGCGCGCUCUGAUUGGUCAAAAACCCGUGUUUUAUCAGAGUAUAAAACAUAGAAAA